Molecule: messenger RNA, 1380 nt
Organism: Dendrobium catenatum
Lineage: Eukaryota; Viridiplantae; Streptophyta; Magnoliopsida; Asparagales; Orchidaceae
Exons: 3
Coding region: 1-1380 (459 amino acids)
Molecular function (GO): nucleic acid binding
Source: RefSeq, a predicted model, not a curated record
AUGCACAGAAUUCUCUAUCCUAAAUAUGGUCCUAUUCCGGAUGUGGUAUCAGCUAGAAACAGAGGUUCUAGCUCUUGGAAGUUGAUUUGCAAUGGUGGGAAAUUUUUGAAUCCAAUUAUCAGAAAGAGUAUUAGCAACGGCAAGUCCAUUAGUGUUUUACAUGACACUUGGAUUUUGGAUAAAUGUUUGAUGAAAUGGCCUACAUUUAUAAAUCCUCUUAUUGAACAAGAUUCCACAGUUGAUAAAUUCAUACCCAAUGAGACUUGGAACAUAUCGGAGCUGAAGAAAGUCUUUGGGGAAGAACUGGUACUUCUCAUUUCUGAUAUGGAGAUUAAUUUUGAUUUUGAAGAAGACAGAACAGAGCUUAUUCACAAGUUAUUUGGCAAAAUGAUAACUGGCUUGGCUUCUGAAGCUAUGGAAAAUGGAAUUUCUAUUGGUAAUUCUCUGGUUUGGUUCAGCAAAGCCAAACUAAAUCCUAAAGUUAAAUUAUUCUGGUGGAGAAUCUUCAAUAACACUAUCCCAACAAACAAAUUUCUUUGCUAUAGAAGAUUACUAGGAUUUGAUAAAUGUCCUAGAGGUUGUGAGGAGGUAGAAGAUCUAGACCACAUUGUUCGUGGUUACAGGAAACUAUAUGAGGUAUUUGAUAUUAUGAACCAUAUGGGAUUUUGUUUCCCUGCCUUUGCUUCUGUGGAAAAUUGUUAUAGGUCGCUUGAUAAACAAUGCUUAUGGAUGAUAAAUAUAUUUUGUAAUACGAUUUAUCUAUCAUGGAGAGCAAGAAAUCAGUUUGUUCACGAGAAGAAGGCUCCUACUCCGUUGUUUACAGCUUCUGAGGCUGUUAGCUAUAAAACUACUUUCAGAAACCAUUUAUGUUCAAAUUUAGGCUUCAAGGAUGUUAAUCAACCUACUAGGUUGUUCAAUUCUUGGCUCCCUCCUCCACCUGAUUGGAUCAAGGUCAACAUAGACGCAGCUCUUCACAAUUCCUAUAAGGCGGGUAUGGGAGGAGUAUUUAGAGAUCAUCAUGGCAGGCUACUUUUGGCUUUCGUUUGUAAUCUCAUUCAUUGGGAUUCAGGUGCAUUAGAACUUCAAGCCAUCACUUAUUUAAAGAACAUAUUCAAAGAUUGGAUGUUGGAAUAUAAAGGCUUGAUUAUUGAAGAGGAUAACAAGAAUGUUAUCAAUCUCAUCAAGAAAGAAAUGGAUGCAAAUUUCUUCUUCACAGCAUUUAGUUUCACCUGUAAUUUCUUAGCGACUGGAUCUGCAGAAGAUGCUGCUCUAUUUGUGAGUCAAACAAAGAUCCAGGUAUCAAUGGCGACCAAGAAGGUUGAUGCUUUAGAAGAACGCCUUGAGGGGGACAGAGCAAAAACAAAGCGAUGGGAGAGAUAG